This is a messenger RNA of Fonticula alba, 2662 nucleotides long. RefSeq lists its product as hypothetical. NCBI's taxonomy places the organism in Eukaryota, Rotosphaerida, Fonticulaceae. The coding region runs from base 91 to 2061 and encodes 656 amino acids. Gene Ontology annotation, biological process: ribosomal large subunit biogenesis. The transcript has 5 exons. The record is from RefSeq and is a predicted model, not a curated record. Gene Ontology annotation, cellular component: nucleolus. Gene Ontology annotation, molecular function: GTPase activity; GTP binding; RNA binding.
CUCCCCCCUCCCACCGGCCGCCCGUCAGCGCCCGCCCGCCUCGGUUGACUCUUUCGGUCAGUUCCCCGGCCCCCGCAGUCGCCCGCGAAGAUGUCCUACAACUUCAAGAAGAUCCAGGUCGUCCCCUCCUCGACGGACUUUGUGGACAUUGUCCUGUCGAAGACCCAGCGCAAGACGCCGACCGUCAUCCACAAGGGCUACGCCAUCUCGCGUAUCCGUAACUUCUACAUCCGCAAGUGCAAGUUCUCGCAGCAGACCUUCCACGACAAGCUGAGCCAGAUCCUGGCGGACUUCCCCCAGCUGGACGAUGUCCACCCGUUCUACGGCGACCUGAUGAACGUCCUCUACGACCGUGAUCACUACAAGCUGGCCCUCGGUCAGAUCAACGCCGCCCGCCAGCAGGUCGACAACAUCGCCAAGGACUACCUGCGUCUGCUCAAGUAUGGUGACUCGCUGUACCGCUGUAAGCAGCUGAAGCGCGCUUGCCUGGGUCGCAUGUGCACCCUCAUGGCCCGGCUCAAGGACACCCUGGCCUACCUGGAGCAGGUCCGCCAGCAUCUGGCCCGUCUGCCCUCCAUCGACCCCAACACCCGUACCCUGCUGAUCACCGGGUACCCGAACGUCGGGAAGUCCUCCUUCAUGAACAAGGUCACUCGCGCCGAUGUGGAGGUCCAGCCGUACGCCUUCACCACCAAGUCCCUCUUCGUGGGCCACAUGGACUAUCGGUACCUGCGCUGGCAGGUGAUCGACUCGCCGGGAAUCCUGGACCACCCGCUGGAGGACCGGAACACCAUCGAGAUGCAGUCGAUCACCGCGCUGGCCCAUCUGCGCUGCUGUGUGCUCUUCUUCAUCGACGUGUCGGAGGAUUGCGGCUACACCCUGGCCCAGCAGGUGGCCCUGUUCCAUUCGAUCCGGCCGCUGUUCACCAACAAGCCGGUGGUGCUGGUCCUGUCCAAGCUGGACCUCAUGCGCUAUGAGCAGCUCAGCGACGAGGGCAAGGCCCAGAUCCAGACCUGCCUCGAUACCGGGGCCACCAUGGUCGAGGCGUCCACCCUGACCGAGGAGGGCGUCAUGGAUGUCAAGCAGACCGCCUGCGACAAGCUGCUGGCCAUGCGCGUGGAGAACAAGCUCCGCAACAAGAAGGCCGAGGACAUCACCUCGCGCCUGCACCUGGCCAUGCCCACCAAGCGCGAUGAUGUCAUCCGCAUGCCCAUCCGCCCGGAGGGGGAGAUCGUCCCGUACGACCCGAAGGACCCGAACCGCGUGCUGCUGGCCAAGGACUACGAGCGCAUGGGCGGCGGCGCCGGUGUCUACAAUGUGGACCUGCGCGCGGACUACCUGCUCAAGAACCCGGAGUGGAAGUACGACGCCAUCCCCGAAAUCUGGGACGGCAAGAACAUCAUCGACUUCGUGGACCCGGACAUCGAGGAGAAGCUCCUGGCUCUCGAGCGCGAGGAGGAGGCCCUCGAGGCGGCCGGUUUCUACGACGAGGACGAGGAGAUCGAGGACGAGGAGCUCACUGCCAAGCGCGAGCUCGCGGCCCAGAUCCGCGCCAAGAAGGACGUCCUCAAGCAGCGCAACCACAUCAAGGCCAUGUCGCGCCGCAACAAGGCCCCCAUGCCCCGGACGAAGACCGCCGUCUCGGCCACCGAGUUCAUCUCCACCAUGCGCGAGCUGGGCCUGGACAUCACCGACGUCAAUGGCGGCGAGCGGACCUCCCGCCGGGAGCGCUCCAAGCGCAUGCGCGACGGCGAGGAGGGCGGCUCCGACGCCGAGAUGGCCGUCGACACCGACGGCCCGGCCGGCGGCCCGGCCAAGCGCUCCCGCUCCAUGGUCCGCAGCGAGUCCCGCGCUCGCAGCCUUUCCAUGCCGCGCGAGCCGUCGGCCAUGGGUCUGCGCGACUCGCGCCAGGUCCUCCUGGCCGCCAACCAGAUCAGCCAGUCCCAGCGCCGUCUCAAGACCGACGGUCGCCGCGGCGAGGCCGAUCGCCACAUCCCCACCAACAUGCCGCGCCACAUGUUCUCCGGCAAGCGCAAGCAGGGCACCAACGACCGCCGCUAAUAAGGGGGCGGGCGAGAAAGGCCCGCGCGGGUGGCUUGUGUCCCCCUUUCCUCCCCCCUCCCCCCCCUCUCUCUCCGUUUCUCCCGCGUUCCCCCCGGCCUCCGCCGCCGGCCCUCCUCCUCCUGGGCUCCGUGCCGAUGUGUGUCGCUUUCUGGUGGCCGUGUGGCGGCCGUCUGGCUCGCCCGGUUGUUCAUCGAUCCAUCGCCGGCGCCCGGGGGGAGGGGCGGCCGGCAGCGACUCCGGGGGGCGCCCCCGGGGCCUCGGGGUGGUGGUGGUGGAACGGCGGGGGACGACACACGCCAUGUCCUUGUCCUGUCUGCCUCGCUCUGCCUGCGUGCUGGGUCGGCGCGGCGCGCCGCGCCGCUGGGGCCCUUCUCCUCCUGUGCAUGCGGCACUGGCCUGUGUUUGGCCUGCGCGCGCCUGGGCGGGGGGAGAAGAGGGCCUGGCCACUACUCGUCCGGGCGGGCAUCCGCCCACGGCCGAGACGCUGGCGCGUGUCUGUGCAUGCUCUCUGUCUCUGUCUCCCUUUCCCCUUGCUUCUCCCUCCCUCCUGUGUCAUUCUUUCAUAGAUCAUUGUAAUAUUAUAUACCUUCCCCAAAGA